AUGUCACCGGACAAGCUAUCUGCUAAGGAGUUCAAGAAUUUGCUUUCGGAAUACGAACCUCUCCUCGAGUCCAUUUCAUCCACCAAAGGCGCCAAGCCUGGCCAAAAGACCCUGAAAGAGUUGGACCAUUUCCGAUUUGUUGAGGCCCCGGCACAGUUUUCUGAGUAUGAGCCGAAGCGUGUGAUGGACCAUGACGACGUCAAACUCCUAGUGGAAUGGAAGCUCCGUCAUGGGACAUUCCGUCCAACGCUCAUGAAAUUCGUGUCAUCCAACGAGUCUUCGACUGUUGCGAAGACUAUCCAGAACGCCAUUGCGAGUUAUCAAAGUACAUCGGACCUUUCAGCGGCUUUGGGCAUCCUGACCAAGUUGAAGGGCAUCGGUCCCGCGACAGCUUCGCUUCUUCUCGCGGUACACUUUUCUGAGAAAGUCAUGUUCUUCUCCGACGAGGGAUACUACUGGAUGUGCAACAAUAACCAAAAAACAUCACUCAAGUACAACAUGAAGGAGUACGAGUCUCUCAACAUCCAAGUAGAAAAGCUCACCAAAAGACUCAACGUGUCUGCUCUAGACGUGGAGAAAGUAGCCUACGUCAUUUUCCACCAGGAAGGAGUUGACCCCAAGCUGGCGCUCAAACGCAGCCUUUCAAAGGCUGCAAAGACGGCCGCUCCGCAGACAAAGCCGGCAGCACCGGAAAAAAGAAAGAAGAGCCCCGAAGAUGUAGUCGAGGACAAGAUGCCACGACUAGGAGUAUCCCCCACCGUUGAGCCGCGGCGACCCGACCUUUUCCCGGCCCCGCGUGAUCCUGACCCCGGAACCUUGUCGGCGGCGGGGCCCGAUGCCAUCGCUCUAGGAACAUGCUCCAACUCGUCCAUUUCACGAACAAAUACAACACGGAGCUUCUGCAAGUACCACCCGGUACGUUGCAGCUAUUCACGCUGCAACAUGGAGGACGACAUGUUCCAAAAUGAAUAUGGGCAAGGCGAUGACACGUCGCCACUGCCGGACCUGGAUUUCUCAUCCAUCUCAGACGACCUACUUUCUCAGUUCCUCUCACCUUUUGAUACCCCCAGUCUGCUUUGGUCACAGUCUUUUCCCAUAGCUCUGGACAAUCACCCACGAGGAUUUAUGCGUGCCGACGAAAUCUUCACCGAGAAUGGCGGACCCAUCCCGCUGCCACCGAGGUUCGCUCAGAUUAAACGGAGCCUGGUCGCCGGCAAGGAGCACGCCAUAGUGCAAUCAUGGGAACGCUUAUUAGUAGCUCUUCGAGCCGAGAUCGCCGUCAUUGGCGUCAGAAAAUCAGACAUUAUCCCGACCAUCGACUUCUCGGAGCUCCAAAAUCAUGCCCGCGUGUCCGAGUUCACCGCCAAGCUCCGGCGCCGAGGUGGUGCCAUCAUCCGCAACGUCGUACCGGCCUCCGAGGCUCAUGCUUGGCGCGAAGAGACGGAGACGUAUCUGUCGGAGAAUCCGCAAACCAAGGGCUGGCCGACGCGCGACCCACACUUGUUCGGCAUCUACUGGUCCCCGUCACAGAUCAAGGGCCGAGCCCAUCCCAACGUCUUGGCCGCUCAGCGAUUUCUAAUGCGGCUUUGGCGCUCUCGGGACCCCAGCGCUCCUGUAGUAGCCGAUCUACCGGUGGCAUACGCUGAUCGUCUUCGGAUUCGAACUCCAGGCGACGAAGCCUGGCAUUUGAAUGCUCAUGUGGACGGCGGCAGUGUCGAGCGGUGGGAGAGUGAUGGGUACGGGAACGCCGGGACGUACCAGCGCAUAUGGGAUGGCAAAUGGGAGGACUAUGACCCCUGGGACAGCAGCACGCGGCUCAGAGUAACUUCAGACCUCUACAACGGCGCGGGCUCAUGUAGUAUGUUCCGCAUGUUCCAAGGCUGGCUUUCCAUGUCCGACAUCGACCCGGCCGACGGCACACUCCUGCUUUGCCCCAUGCUCCAACUCGCUACCGCCUACUUCCUCCUACGCCCCUUCUUCUCACCGCGCAACCCCUCUCCGACGUCUCCCAACUUCCUCGCACGCGAGAAUUGGGCGUUGGACUUUGCCCAGACGAGCAUCAUCCAGGGCGCCGUCCCUUCCUACACACAAGAGCUUAACUCGGCGCUCCACCCCCAUCUCCAGCUAGACAAAUCCCUCGUGCGCAUCCCGCCCGUGCGGCCGGGCGACUACGUCGUGUGGCACCCGGACAUGGUAUACGGCGUCGACAGGGUGCCGACGUCGUCCGCGCCCGCGACCAUCAUGUACAUCCCGGCCUGCCCCCUGACGCAGACCAACGCGCUGUACCUCGCCCGCCAGCGGAAAGCGUUUCUCCUCGGCCAGCCGAGCCCGGACUUUGGGGGCGGCAAGGGGGAGACGACGCACACGGGCCGGCCUGGCACGCAGGAGGUUAGCGACGCGGGUGGGGAGGACGGGUUGAGGGCUAUGGGUUUGCUGCCUUGGGAGGAUCAGGAGAGCAGGAGUCCGACGGAGAAGGCGCUGGUUGGGAUGGCGAAUGCGAUUCUGUUUCCAGAGAGCUAUGAUAUGGUUUGA
Colletotrichum costaricense is the source of this 2532-nucleotide messenger RNA. RefSeq lists its product as uncharacterized. Bases 1 to 2532 code for a protein of 843 amino acids. NCBI's taxonomy places the organism in Eukaryota, Fungi, Ascomycota, Sordariomycetes, Glomerellales, Glomerellaceae. The record is from RefSeq and is a predicted model, not a curated record. The transcript has 4 exons.